UUGCGGUCCAAGCACGCUCAAUCUACAAUCUAAAGUGACAGGACAGCGCUCCAGGUCGAAGACUCCUCCCUGGGCACCCAGUUUUGUCUCAUACGCUGACGUAUAAACUAGCGGAACUCAACAUUGAAACCAAGUGUGCAGGCAGGCAGAUGUCUCUGAGGCAAAGAGAAACUUCAAAGGCUGGAAGUGGGAGCUUCCCAGUCCACAUGUUGAGUCCCGUUUAUCACCACUUUUAACUGUAAGCAUGUUGUAAAAAUUCUCCAACUCUGGAGGUUGAAAAGGAGCGGUACUGGAAUUCACAAGCGGACAUCAGCUUCUACCUCACCCAAUUUGUCUGACUCUGACUGCCUUAAUGUUUCUGUAAAGGCAUAUUUCCCAUAGGGAAUCCAUAGAAAUCAUCCUUGUGAAUCUUUUUUGCAUUGGCUGCUGAGUUAACAAGGCUGUGAGCUUAUUAAAGGAUUUUGGCUCUUAACCCUCGUGAACAACCUUCCUGAGGUCUGGCUGAACAAUGAUAGAGAACUCCACUAUACAAAUGCUGAACAACACUAUGCUGCAUAACACCUUGCCUGCCAUCUAUCUGGCCAUCUUUAUUAUCAGCACUCCUCUCAACGCCAUCUCCCUCUGGCUCCUCUGCUGCCAUAUGCAGCCCAAGACCCCGACCGUGAUCUUUUCCAUCAACCUGGCCGUCUCCGAUCUCCUGUACAGCUUGGCGCUGCCGUUCCAGUUCAUUUACCAUUGGAACAGGAAUGACUGGCAGGUCGGUGACCCACUCUGCCGAAUGGUGACAGUUCUUUUUUACGGCAACACCCACUGCUCCAUUCUGACGGUCAUGUGGAUAAGUGUGGACCGUUACCUCGCAAUCGUGCACCCCUUGCACACCUCUCACCUUCGAACGGUUAAAACCGCCAUCUCGCUGUGCCUGGUCAGCUGGCUCUUUGUCGUAUUGGUCCAUUUGCCCCUGAUGUACACUGAACAGACCUAUCACGUGCAAGCUCUGAAAAUUAUCACCUGCUUUGACGUUGUACGUCGUGAUAUGUUUCCCGCUAUUUAUUAUUUUUACCUGUACUACUCUUCGCAGAUAUUUCUGUUUUUCAUUGUUCCUUUCAUUGUCAUGAUGUUGUGCUAUUCCAGAAUCAUCAGGGUUCUGCUGAAGACCCCAGAAACUCAAAUGAGAGAGUCAAGGAAGCAGAUUGUUUAUUUGACGAUUGUUGUGUUGCUUGCCUUCACAAUCUGCUACCUCCCCACUCAGAUAAUUGUGAUUAUACAUUUUGUCCUGUCAAAGCAGAAGAAGCCAAUCUACGUCCUCUAUAAAUUCUCCCUGACUCUGAACAGUUUAAAUGGCUGCUUUGAUCCAUUGUUGUACUACUUUGCCUCUAAGGAGUUUAGACGGAAGGUCCAGAAGUUUUGCACCUGCAUCGUCGCGGACAGUAGCGACAAGACCUUAAGUAACAUUGCUGUACCUCUAGCUGCUCAGGGCAGUCAGUAGUGUAGGUGCGGGAUAGGUCUGCUGAUUGAGCCAGCAAAAGAACUCUCCACCUUUAUCAAAAUCAUUGUGUCCCUCGUGGGUGGGGUUGGUAGGGGCUACUGUCAGUCCAGCUUUAUAAAGGGCAGUGAGUGGGCACAUGGCAUGUUUUGUACAAUAUGAAUGUAGCCAUGCAAAAGCUGUGUCUCAUGAUGUGCAAACAUGAUGAAUGCUCCCCAGCACCAAAGCAAACUUCAAGACUUUUGAGCCAGAAUUGUGUUCCUUUUCCUAGCACACUUACUUGCCUGGACCUGUUGAAAAGUGACGACCCAUUCCUCCUCCUCCAGGUACCAUGUCCUAAGAGGGCAUGAGCAACCAUGGACUUCCAUUGGAUUGGUCCAUGGUUAUGCUUGACAAAGUACUGCAGUGGUUUGUCAUUGCCUUCUGCAGUAUGGCUAACCAGGAAAUUCUCCCACUCUUACCAUCUGCUAUUAGGUGUGUUGGAAGGAUUUACAGACUGAGAAUCAACUGUUUGGCCACAUCAUGGCCAUCAAAUCCUGAAGUAGGACUUCAAACCUGGAGCUUCUGGCUGAGAGGUAGGGACAUUAACUCUGUGCCAUAACCUUGGUGAAUGUUUCACCCGCAACAGCCUUUCUUUCCAGUGAAAGGUGAAGCUGGUAUCCAGACAUCGUUUCUCCUGAAAGCUCGAAUUAUUUUUAUUUAUUCACUGGGUUGGCUUCCAACAUUCUUUCUGGACCAAAAACUAUGCUCGUGAGGCGAAAGCUAGCAAGCAUAUGAGGGAGAAGGGAAUAGAGGAUUAUGAUGAUAGAUUUAGAUGAGGAGAGUUGGGAGGAGGCUAGAAUGGAACAUAAACGCUGGCAUGAACUGGUAGGGCCGAAUGGCCGGUUUCUGGGCUGGGCAUUCCGUGCCAUCCUAUGAAAGGGGUAGCAAGUAUUGGGGGUAUCUUCAAUCAGCAGAGCACCAUUCACAAAUGGGAAUCUCCAAUAAGUAAGGAAGGAAUGGAAGCUGCUGUCUGCACCAAUGCGCUUGAGCUGCACUGCACCAUUUGGAGAGCUGUAUUUUAAUUUGCAAGCGUGUAAUUAAUCUAAAAGCAGGGAUAUAGAGAGCAAUAAGAUUGGCAUCACAGCAACGUGGAACAGAAUGUUAGUAAGUGCAUGAUGUGUACAGCCUCUUGCU
This is a messenger RNA of Carcharodon carcharias (great white shark), 2659 nucleotides long. Its product is annotated as P2Y purinoceptor 8-like. Gene Ontology annotation, biological process: phospholipase C-activating G protein-coupled receptor signaling pathway; positive regulation of Rho protein signal transduction. NCBI's taxonomy places the organism in Eukaryota, Metazoa, Chordata, Chondrichthyes, Lamniformes, Lamnidae. Gene Ontology annotation, molecular function: G protein-coupled receptor activity. Bases 509 to 1486 code for a protein of 325 amino acids. The transcript has 3 exons. Gene Ontology annotation, cellular component: membrane. The record is from RefSeq and is a predicted model, not a curated record.